AUGGCAAUAGAUAUGAAGAUUUUUAGAGCAGCCUUUUCAACUAUGGAAACGACAAUUGUUGAUAAUGUUAGAGCUAUGUUGUCGACAUUUGAAAAGGAGAUACUGAAAAGUUGUUCAACUCCUCAGUAUGUAAGUCCUCUGGUAAGAGUGUCAUCGGCGCCCGAGGAAGUGGUUCGCAACACUAAUAACAAUACAACCUUUCAUCCACCAACAAGAGUGCCUGCGAGAGCAGAAGUUGAUGCCCAGCGUAACGUAGAUGGAGUUGCAACACCUAUUGGAUCGAAUGCUGUUCGCUUUGUUCCCAAUGAGGUCAGACACUGUACUCAGAGGGGGACUAACAUUAGCGUCAAUGUCCCAUUAUCAACGAGUCUAUCUCCGGUUUCUCCUGGUGUAGUAGAUGACAACCUGAUUGUGGAUGGUGUUUAUGUGGCAAGAUCCGAAAGAGCUCCUUCUGUGGAUGCAACACGUCCUGCAAAUGAUACGGCAUGUCCUGCUCUUGAUCCUCGACUCAUGUUUGACCAACCAGAUUUUUCACUAGGCUUGACUCAGGAAGAAGAUACCAACGAAGUAGUUGUUCCUGAAGCUGUAAACGAAGACAACUGCGAACUUGGAUUCAGCGGCGAUGCUGAUGUGAUAUCCGAUGAUGCCGCGCUACCAUGCCAAGAGAAAAGGAAAAGCAAGCGCCAGAAAGUAGUUCCUAAGGGCUUGGUUGGUGACUACAAAUAUGAUAAGAAUUUUCUAAGUCGAGCAUUUGAAGCACAUGUCGCUCGGUGGAGGGGUGGUAAUGACAUUGACCUUGGAGAGAAGUAUUCAAAACUCAUUCUCAUGCUUAAAACACCAUUGUAA
Molecule: messenger RNA, 846 nt
Organism: Eruca vesicaria subsp. sativa (arugula)
Lineage: Eukaryota; Viridiplantae; Streptophyta; Magnoliopsida; Brassicales; Brassicaceae
Source: the annotation of a GenBank genome assembly